AUGUCUACUCUCGAACCAAACUCUGAGCGAAAACCAUGGCUGUACUCUCGUACUCAAAUCCUUAGUUAUCUUUCCACACGACUCACUACCCUGGUACCACAACGGAGCAACUUCUCAGCUCGAACAAGUCCCAUAAAAAUAUUCAAGCGGGUGACCCGGGCCCAAUGGCUGAUGUUUCUCUGUGGCGUGCUUGGACGCGCUUGGGAUGCUUUUGAUUAUACGACUGUUCCGUUGACGGUGACGGAGUUGGGGAAACACUUCAAUAAACCAGCUUCGGCUGUUUCAUGGGCUAUAACUGCUACGUUGAUGACUAGACCACUUGGAGCGUUGAUUUUUGGAGUAUGUUGUGAUAGAUAUGGAAGGAAAUGGCCAAUGAUUAUCAAUCUUGUCCUUCUCAUGAUAUUGGAGCUAGUCUCAGGAUUUUGCAAUAAUUUACCUCAAUUCAUUGGCGUGAGGUCGUUGUAUGGUAUCGCAAUGGGAGGUUUAAUUGGCCCCUCCGCAGCAAUUGCGCUCGAAGAUCUUCCACCAGAUGCUAGAGGUCUACUGUCGGGUGUGUUCGAAGGCGGAACCUCAAUGGGCAACCUAUUUGCUUCAACAAUGUACCGUGCUCUCGUGCCAACAACAAAACACGGCUGGCGAAGUCUGUAUUGGUUUGGCGCCGGACCUCCCAUAAUAAUAAUUAUUUUUCGCUGGUGGCUACCUGAAACAAACCAUUUCCUAAUGAUCAAAACUGAACGAGAGGCUAGAACACGACAGAAGAAGGCAAAUGCUACCUUGGACCUGGAAGCUGGCAGAACUAAACAUGCCAGUGAAUUCAAGACUUUCCUUCAUGACUCUAAAAAAUCUAUAAAGGAGAAUUGGUUGCUGCUUCUUUAUAUGUUCCUGCUCAUGACGGGGUUCAAUGCAUGUGUCCACGGCGCUGCGGAUCUGUACCCAACGUUCUUAAAGAAUCAGGUCCGACUGGAUCCCGCCCAUACAGCUAUAAUAUCCAUACUAGGAAAUUUAGGAGCUGGUACCGGCGGCAUUAUUCUGGGUUAUAUCAGCGGCUUCCUAGGUCGUCGAUUGACUAUGAUCUGUGGAUGCAUUCUGGGAGCCGCCCUCCUUCCGGCUUAUAUCCUGACACGAGGCAUGAAAAUCGGCGCUUGUGUAUUCUUCCAACAUUUCGCCACCGUCGGUGUUUGGGGUCCUAUUCCAAUCCAUCUCGUUACAUUGGCACCUUACGCUUUGCGUACUCUUAUGGUGGGACUUACAUAUCAACUGGGUAAUCUGGCUUCGUCGCCCAUUACCACUGCCGAAUCCUUCUAUGGCGAGAAAUAUCCUCUACAGCCGGCCGCAGAUGGUACGAAGAGAUAUGACUAUGGCCGUGCAAUUGCUAUUGUUACGGCUGCGUCUUGGGCUUAUAUGCUUUUGUUUUUGUUUAUUGGUCCUGAAGCAUCGCCGGAGACGGAGAUGCAAGACGUUGGCAUGACGGUGUAUAAUGGAGGUUCUGUUUCGGAGCCGCCAAGUCCGACAGAUAGCAUUGAGAAGGGCCCUAUUGUUCUGGAGUCUGAAUAUGAUGAUGCCAAGAUUGGGUCAGUUUCUCACUCCAGACUGGGUUAA
This is a messenger RNA of Talaromyces stipitatus ATCC 10500, 1599 nucleotides long. Its product is annotated as sugar transporter family protein. Gene Ontology annotation, cellular component: plasma membrane. The record is from RefSeq and is a predicted model, not a curated record. Bases 1 to 1599 code for a protein of 532 amino acids. Lineage: Eukaryota; Fungi; Ascomycota; Eurotiomycetes; Eurotiales; Trichocomaceae. Gene Ontology annotation, biological process: plasma membrane lactate transport. The transcript has 3 exons. Gene Ontology annotation, molecular function: secondary active monocarboxylate transmembrane transporter activity.